AUGGCUCUGCAAAACCUCACGUGCCAUUACGACAAACCCAUGAGCUUUUUCUACAACAACAGCGGCGCAGUUGACAAAUGGGACAAGACCCAGCUCAUUCUGGUUCAAGUGGUGGGCUCGCUCUUUUGCUGUUUCAUCCUGCUCUCCAACGCCAUGGUCAUCGCAGCUGUCAUUACUAACAAGAGGUUCCAUUAUCCUUUCUACUAUCUCCUCGCUAACCUCGCUGCCUCGGACUUUUUGGCGGGCAUAGCGUAUGUGUACCUCAUGUUCAACACGGGUGAGGUCUCACGGAAACUGACAGUGAAUGGAUACUUUAUCCGGCAAGGUCUUCUGGACAUCAGCCUGUCCGCCUCACUGGCCAACUUGCUUGUCAUUGCGCUUGAGCGUUACAUCUCCAUCAUGAACUUUAAAGUCCACAGCAACCUGACCAAAAGGAGGGUGACCCUGCUUAUCGUACUGGUGUGGGGCAUCUCUAUCUUCAUGGGUGCUGUGCCCAGUCUAGGAUGGAACUGUAUCUGCAACUUGAAUGACUGUUCCCAGCUAGCCCCCAUUUUCAGCAGGGGCUACUUGAUAUUCUGGUCAGUGUCUAACCUCGUCGUGUUCCUAGUGAUGGUGGCGAUUUACAUGAGGAUUUACGCCUACGUCAAGAAGAAGACGUCGUUGCUCACCCCACACACCAGUGGUUCCAUUAACCGAAAGAGGACACCUAUCAAACUCAUCAAAACCGUCAUGGUGGUACUUGGAGCCUUUGUGAUCUGUUGGACUCCCGGCCUGGUGGUUCUACUGCUGGAUGGUCUCAACUGCACCAACUGCAAGGUCAUGAAACUAAAGCGUUGGCUUCUUCUCCUGGCAGUACUGAACUCUGUCAUGAACCCCUGCAUUUACUCCUACAAGGACGAAGAAAUGUGGGCAACCUUCAAGAACCUCAUGCGAUGCAUCGGCAACGGUACUCGGCGACAGCGCUCCACGAGAGCCAACACCCGGCCGCUCAGCUCGACCCAGGAAACGGGCAACAGCAAGCCGCCUUCUGAAGAGAUGAAAAACGGCGAUCAUGAGAUCUACCAGACCUGA
This is a messenger RNA of Nerophis lumbriciformis (worm pipefish), 1071 nucleotides long. Lineage: Eukaryota; Metazoa; Chordata; Actinopteri; Syngnathiformes; Syngnathidae. The record is from RefSeq and is a predicted model, not a curated record.